AUGACCAUCUCUCCAGCCUUCUUUUCUUCGCUCCUCAACGUAUCCACCUCCAAAAUCCCAAACUCAGAUACCCCUUUUACCAAAAUCAAAUACGCUUCAAGAAGAAGGACACAUUCAAUCCAUUUCCACCCCAUAAGAUCUGUCGCAGAUUCAAUUUCCACUGUAGAUAAUCAACUGGCUGCUGCCUCGUCAUCGGCCCCUAGCAGUUUGGCUACAACUACGAACUCUGUCAGGAUUAUGGUGCCAUUGAAGGUUUACCAUGUGCCUAAGGUGCCCGAAUACGAGUUGACGGGGAAAGAUGGGUGUGGUGAAGUACUAUGUUGGGGUUCAUAA
Molecule: messenger RNA, 333 nt
Organism: Fraxinus pennsylvanica
Lineage: Eukaryota; Viridiplantae; Streptophyta; Magnoliopsida; Lamiales; Oleaceae
Source: the annotation of a GenBank genome assembly